AUGACAAUGACAGCCAAUAAGUUUAAUGACGUUACAUUUAACCAGGAUGAUUCCUGCUUCAGUGUAGCCAGUGAUGAUGGAUUCAAAAUUUGUAACACAUUCCCUUUACAAGUUAAGCUGGUCCAACAGUUUGUAGAUUAUAAUGAUAAAGCUAAAGGGAUUGGAAAGACUAGGAUGUUGAACAGGUCGAAUUAUAUUGCUUUGGUUGGUGGUGGGAAAGAGCCUCGUUAUCCAUUGAAUAGGUUAAUUAUUUGGGAUGAUUUAGUAGGGAAGGAAAGCAUUAAGUUAAAUUUUAUGUCAGCAGUGAGAGAAGUGUAUAUAUCUAGAUGUUUUAUUGUGGUUAUUCUGGAUACUAAGAUAUGUUUGUAUUCUUUUGGAAAGACGCCUAAAAGAUUAAUGAACGAUAUUGAUAUUCCUAAUGGAUCCUUCGUUGAUUAUAAGAGUACUAAUUCACAUGACGAUAAUUCUAGCAAUGGUAUACUAUGUUAUGAAAGUAAUAAGUACAGAGGUCAGAUUCAUGUAAUGAACCUUGAUAAGAUAUCAAAGAAUGAUAAACAGGAUCAUAUUUUACCUACAAUGAUUAUUAAAGCACAUAAGAGUGAAAUCCAGAUGAUUAAAUUAAACCAUCAGGGAACAAUGGUUGCUACUUGUUCAAAGAAAGGAACUUUGAUUAGAGUCAUGAACGUCCAAAACGGAACUUUAAUUAAUGAAUUUAGAAGAGGCAUAGAGAAUGCGGAGAUUUAUGAUAUGGAAUUUAGUCCCAGAGGUAGUAAACUUGCAGUUAUUUCAAAUAAACAAACAUUGCAUAUCUUUGAACUUUUUAAUGAAAAGAUAUCAUCAAAUGGUAAAAACCAGAAUAAUAAUGGUAAAUCCAAUGAGCCCAUAGAGAGUGAGAAUGUUUAUAAUAAGAGAUUACAAAAUUUGAAUAGUAUGGUUCCAAAGAAAUGGAGUAUUCAAUAUUUAGAUUCUGUAUGGUCCAUGUGUAGUAUUCAUUUGAAGAAUCCCCUUCUUAAAAGUUCACAAGGUAUACAUGCUAAUCAUAAUGGGUAUGAUAGUCAGUUUGAGAAAGAUAGAUGUAAGAUUGGUUGGUGCCAUUCUUCUAAUGUAGAUGAUAGCAAUGGUAGAAGUCAUGGCCAAGAAGACGAUGAAAUUGACAACAGUGAAGACAGUUUAGUAUUGAUUUGGAAAAGUAGUGGUAUAUGGGAGAAAUAUGUCAUUUUAGAAAAGAGUGUACCAAUUGGCAAAAAUGGCAGUAGUAAUGGGACCUCAGAAGGAAAUGUGAAGUAUUUCUCCGUAGGUGAAAGUUUGGGACAAAGUGGAAGGCAUAGAGACACUAUGCAAACUCAUAAAAGAAGAUGGGAAAUUGUUAGAGAAUCAUGGAGGGAGUUAUAA
Maudiozyma barnettii is the source of this 1392-nucleotide messenger RNA. RefSeq names its product Hsv2p (gene HSV2). Gene Ontology annotation, molecular function: phosphatidylinositol-3-phosphate binding; protein binding; phosphatidylinositol-3,5-bisphosphate binding. NCBI's taxonomy places the organism in Eukaryota, Fungi, Ascomycota, Saccharomycetes, Saccharomycetales, Saccharomycetaceae. The record is from RefSeq and is a predicted model, not a curated record. Gene Ontology annotation, cellular component: cytosol; extrinsic component of membrane; phagophore assembly site membrane. The transcript has a single exon. Gene Ontology annotation, biological process: autophagy of mitochondrion; nucleophagy; protein lipidation. The coding region runs from base 1 to 1392 and encodes 463 amino acids.